UCAAUCUGAAUGAGUCAACAUGACGCGAGGGGAAUCCCAGCUUGGCGGGGGUAUCCCAAAACGAUUUAAGCGGAUCUGUUGAGCAUGGAGUGUAAUGUGGAGGUUGUAUGCAGCGGCCUGAUAUCGCAGUGUUUACGUCUCAUUUCAUAAUUAUGGUACCACUACAGGAGAGGUCGAAGCGAAGGUGGCUCGUUUUAAUUGCGUGCUUCUUAAACAUGUUUUUGUGUUCAGGUUUUCCGUACAAUAUGUCGGUAUUAAACCUAGAGUUUUUACGUGCAUUUGGGAAGAGUAAAGCCGAAACAGCGCUUGUACAGUCUAUUACUGCAGGGAUGCUUCUCAAUGCAGGUUUCCCAUGCGGGCAGUGUGUAAAUAAGUUUGGAGCUCGUAAAAUGGGUGUAUGUGCCGGGCUCCUGGCUUCCACCGGCCUUAUACUUUCGUUCCUUGCAACAAGUAUUCCGUAUUUGAUAGCCACUGUUGGUGUAGUUACGGGAUGCGGAUUGUCUCUAGCUUUUGUAUCUAUAACAACAUCCGUGGGUGAAUAUUUUGAUGGAAAAGCCCGAUUUGUUGCUUUGUCGUUUGUUGCUUCCGGAUCCGGAUGUGGUGCAAUGGUAUUCCCAUUCAUGUUGGAUUCGCUGAUUCAGAUGUAUGGAUGGAGAGGGUGUCUUCUUAUAGUGGGUGGUCUCAUGGGGAAUAUGAUUUGCUUCUUUGCCGUUUGUAAACCACAAGUAGUCAAUAUAACACAUCAGCACCCUGGAUUACUGGUCCCUGAGGAGAUAACUGCAGGCGAGCAAACGCCACAUCAUCAGCAAAUCAAGUACAGAUUUGAAGAUAUAAAGUCUACAAUACACAAUACUGGGAUUUUACUUCCUGAGCGUCAAACGUCAUCUAUUGCAAAGUUAAGAAUACUGUCACGAAACUAUUGUUAUAUUCUAUUUAUCGUUGCAGUGUGCUGUACGCUCCCAGCAUAUGAUGCUACUUUAAUAUAUUUGAUAGAAUUCCUUAAAACUAAAUCAUUUAAUGACAAAGAAGCUUUGGUUCUGUACCUCUUUAUGAAUGUAGGUAAUACAGUGGGCAGAAUGAUUCCAGGGCUUUUUAAACACAUACCGCAUAUGAGUGUUCUGAUCAUACCCGCGUUAGUUACAGGUCUUAGUUGUGUGUCAGUCGUGGGUCUGCUUAAGGCAACUACAUACUACCAACAUGUGCUUUUGAUGUUCGGCUUUGGGAUAUCUAUGGGAGGUAAUGUGACGUUGCUAUCAAUGACUACGAUGAAACUUUUGGGACUUGAAUACUAUGCUAUUGGAGUAGGAAUCCUUAUGACGUUGGUUGGUCUUUGCGCCAUGUGUUCCGGCGCCAUUUCAGGUUGGUUACUUGACAUUACGGAUUCUUACACAGCUUCGUUUUAUGGCGUUGCAGCCUCUCAUGGAAUGGCCAUAUGUCUAUACAUCCUAUCAGCAUCCUUACGUAAAUACAAGAUAGCCACUGCAAAAGCACACCCCAUCAAUCCCAUUUGAAAACAUCCAUGAUGGCAAUUUCCCGAUUGAUGGUAGCCUGAUGCUGUCCUCCUUAGAUGUCCAGAUCGACGUGUUCCAUUCUGCAUCUUUCAAGACUUCGGACGUCGGACACUAUGAUUGAAAUGUUUGAAACUGCUGUAGAAUGACCUAUUAUUACAUAAAACAGCUUUCGCUUAUAUUUAAUGUGACCAUUAUAAAACAAAUAUAAGAAACUGGACUAAACGUGAUUUUUACGACACCUUAUUAGCGUACCGCUAUCAUCAGAAUUGACGUUUGCUAUUAGGAGCAGAAUAUCGCUGUCUCACAUAAUGUAACAUUUGUGCCCGAGAGGUUGACAUGUCAUUGUCGAAAUAAAAUCGCCGUGACCAAUGUCCCCAUCAUCAUUGAACACCGUCAUCAAAUACUUAAUAGUACAUUGAUUUAUAGCUUCCUCAUUGAGAAUGUUUUAAAUCUGUGUUUGUUAUCACGUUAAACAGUAAAAUGCCAUCAUAAUAUAAAAACCAAUGUAAUGACUUUUACAAUUCAUUGCUUCAAUGUAAAAAGAAUAACAAGCAGGUACUUCAUAUUGUGUAUUUGCUUUUUACUAUUUGAUACAUUUUGUAAAAUAAUACUUAGCCGGACAGCAUUUUAAACAAGUAUAAUAAA
Messenger RNA from Mizuhopecten yessoensis (Yesso scallop), 2156 nucleotides. RefSeq names its product monocarboxylate transporter 9-like. The record is from RefSeq and is a predicted model, not a curated record. Gene Ontology annotation, biological process: transmembrane transport. The transcript has 4 exons. The coding region runs from base 108 to 1511 and encodes 467 amino acids. Gene Ontology annotation, molecular function: monocarboxylic acid transmembrane transporter activity. NCBI's taxonomy places the organism in Eukaryota, Metazoa, Mollusca, Bivalvia, Pectinida, Pectinidae.